GGUGGACUGAAAAAUUGUGAAAAGUUCCCCGAACUUGACAGAUCACUAGUGAGAUAAUAAUUAACAAUUAAUUGAGGUAAACAUAUAAUAAGACUUAUUAAGCAUGUCUUACUUCGUUGCCAAAGUUAAGAAUGUUCUUAGUGGUGAUACUGUAGUUUUAGUUCCAACUAAGACAAGUCAAUUCCCUCCUCCAGAAAGAAUUCUUACAUUAUCUUAUGUUAGAGCUCCAGAUACUUUUGAAUCAAAAGAAUAUCUUCGAGAAUUACUUAUUGGAAAGGAUAUUAAAUUUAAAGUUAAUUAUAAGAAUCCUACUACUAAUAGAGAAUUCGGAGAUAUUCAAGCUCCAAUUUUUAAAUCUUUAAUUGCUUACUUAUUAGAAAAGGGUUUAGUUAAAUUAAAGGAUAACUUUAAUGACCAUGAAGGUGAUAUUUAUUAUGAAUUAAAAGAAGUUGAAAAUGGUGCUAAAUUAAAAGAUUUGGGUGUUUGGGCUUCUGAAUCAUCUGAAAUUUCUGUAAUUGAUACUUUAAAUGAAAAUAUCAUUAAUAAAUCUCAGAAAUAUCCAUUAAAGGUAAUUGUUGAAAGAGUUAUUAGUGGUGAUAGAAUUGUUGGUAGAAUUGUGGCUAAUAAAUCUCAACAUGUUGUAACUCCAAUUUUAUUGGCUGGUAUUAAAACUCCAAGAACUGAUGAUGCUACUCAAUCAUCAUCUGUUACCAAAGUUGCUCAACAAGCUAAAGUCUUUGUUGAAGAAAAAUUAUUAACUACUAAAGCAGAAUUAACUAUUAGUAUUAUUGGAGAAAAUCAACAAUCUGGUUUACCAAUUGCUAUUGUUCAUCAUCCUUCUGGUAAUGAUAUCAUUGAAAAAUCUUUAGAAUUAGGUUAUGGUGAAAUUGUUGAUUGGCAAUCUACUUUAAUUGGUUCUACUAAUAUGGUUAAAUACAGAAAGGCUGAACAAACUGCCAAAGCUUUAGGUAAAGGUUUAUAUGCCAAUGUUAGUACCCCAACUGCUUCAACAGCAGUAUCUCCAAUUAAAUCUUUAAAACCAGGUCUUACUGUUGAUAAUGUUACAAUUGCUAAAGUUGUAAGUGCUGAUACUUUGGUUAUUAGAUUAGGUAAUGAUGAAGAAAUAACAGUUCAAUUAGCAUCUAUUAGAGCUCCAAAACCAAAUGAUACUACUAUAACUACAGAUUCAUUAAAGAGACAGGCUUUAGCAUCUUCAGCUCGUGAAUUUGUUAGAGCAAAAGCUAUAGGUAAAACUGGUUCAAUAUUUGUAGAUGGACUUAGACAAGAAAAUAAAGAAUUAGGAUUUGAUUCAAGAUUCUUAGUUAGUUUUAAAUUUGGAUCUACCGAUUUGAGUGAAUUAAUUGUUGAAAAUGGAUGGGCCACUGUAAUUAAACAUAACAAAGCUACAAAUCAUGAAAGAUCUCAUAAUUGGGAUAAAUUAGUAGAAAUUGAAGAAAAUCAAAAGAAAUUAGCUAAGAAUGGGUUAUAUGCAUCCAAUUUGGAUAAAGUUUUAACUGUUAGUAAUAGAAUUAUUGAUGCUUCUGAAAAUGCUACUAAAGCCAAAACUUUCUUUAAUGGAUUCAAACAAAAGGGUAGAAUUUCUGGUGGUUAUUAUAUUGAAUUCAUUCCAUCUAUUAAUAGAGUUAAAUUAUUUAAUCCAAAGGAAGGUACUAAAUUAACUUUAAUUUUAGGAGGUUUAACUAAUGAAAAAUCAGAAGCUUUAGGUGAAAAGGGUCUUAAAUUUUUAAAUAAGAGAUUUUUACAAAGAGGUGGAGUUGAAUUUGAAAUUUAUGAUCUUGAUAAAUUAGGAUCAUUUAUUGGUAAUUUAUACGUUAAUGCAAAUGCAUUAGUUCCUAUUCAAGUAUCAUUAUUAGAGCAAGGUUUAAUUAAAGUUCAUAAUUUAGCUGUUAAUUCUAAUCCAUUUGCAAGUGAUUUAAUUAAAGCUGAAGAUUCAGCUAAAGAAGCCAAGAAAGGUAUUUGGGCUAAUUAUGAUGCUUCUGCCGAAGUUGCCCAAGCUGAAGCCAAACUUUCAGCACUUAAUGUUGAAAUUAAACCUAAAUUCUUUGAUAUUGAAGUAGUUGAUGUUGAUAAAGAAUCAGGAGUUAUUUCAUUCCAAUACUUAGAUUCCGAAACAGUUAAGAAAUUCAAUGAAUUUAAAAAUUCAUUUAAUCUGUUCCAUGCUCAAGCUCCAUCAGCUAGUGAAGUUUCUAUUGAUUUACCAUUUAAUUUGAAAAGAGCUCCAAAGAAAAAUGAUUUAGUUUCAGCUAAAUUUAAUGAGAAUGGUAAAUAUUAUCGUGCUAAAGUUAUUGGUCAUGAUAAGAUUAGUGGUAAAUAUGAAGUUAAACAUUUAGAUUUUGGAAAUGUUGAUAAAGUUUCAAUUGGAUCAUUAAGAACUUUACCAGCUAAAUAUAAUUUAAUUAAUUAUCCUCAAUUUGCUCAUACUACAGUUUUACAAAAUAUUUCUUUACCACCUUCUAAGCCAACUGAUUAUUUAACAGAUGCAAUUUAUGCAUUAGAAGAUUUAACUUUUGAUAAAAAGUUGGUUCUUAGUGCUUUACCUUCAAGUACAUUUGGUAUUGAAUAUGAUGGUAUAUUAUAUGAUUCUGAACAAUCAUUAAAAGAUCCAGAUUAUACUAUUAAUAAACAAUUAGUUAAAGAAGGAUGGGCCAUUGUUAAUAAUAAGAUCGUUAAGGAUCAAGUUAAGGACUAUGUUAAAUCAUUACUUUCUGAACAAUCACACGCCAAAUCUCAACAUUUAGGAUGUUGGGAAUUUGGUGAUGUCUCAUUUGAUGAUGAAGAUACUGGCUUAUAGGGCUGCCGAGUUUUAUUAGUUAGGUUUUCUGUUAAAAAUAUAAAAUAGCAUAUACAGUUUAAAUAAAAAUUAAAAUAAAAAUAUACAUAAUUAAACGUACUAAAUUAUUACUGUAGGUAGUGAUUGCAAAAUAAAAAUCUGUUUGCAGCCCAUAUCUCCAGCCAAUGGAC
Messenger RNA from Scheffersomyces amazonensis, 2982 nucleotides. RefSeq lists its product as uncharacterized. The record is from RefSeq and is a predicted model, not a curated record. Gene Ontology annotation, molecular function: RNA binding; nuclease activity. The transcript has a single exon. Gene Ontology annotation, cellular component: nucleus; cytosol; RISC complex. Gene Ontology annotation, biological process: mRNA catabolic process; regulatory ncRNA-mediated gene silencing. Lineage: Eukaryota; Fungi; Ascomycota; Pichiomycetes; Serinales; Debaryomycetaceae. Bases 104 to 2812 code for a protein of 902 amino acids.